GAAGAAACCUAUUGUCUAGUAAUCUAAAUAGGCCACUUCUUGGACGACAGCAUUCUGUAUGUCUACAUUUUACAGCACAUUUUCUGAAUACCAUUUGAUGCCUGGAAAAUCAGGAAGAUCUUGUUCACCUGCCCCAACAUCUUUUGCAUUAACAUUAUAGCCAUCAAUUUCCAUUGAACUCCAUACUUCAGCUAAUACAUUUC
Molecule: messenger RNA, 203 nt
Organism: Acanthoscelides obtectus
Lineage: Eukaryota; Metazoa; Arthropoda; Insecta; Coleoptera; Chrysomelidae
Source: the annotation of a GenBank genome assembly